UCUUGUGAACAGUGAGAAAAAUGAAGUUUGUACUAUGUUUCGCCGCAAUUGCGCUCAUUCAAAUGAUGGGUGCUGAAGCGAAUAAGAUGAAAGAACAUAUAAAGGAAUGUUCUGAAGAACUUCAAAUACCAAAAGGAAUGGUGAGGGAGGCUUUUCAAGCUAAAAAUUUUGAGAAACCGGAACUUCGUUGCUUUUCAGCGUGUAUGCUGAAGAAAGAAAAUCUUCUGGAACCAGGUAGCAAGUAUAAUAUAGAAAAAUUGAAAAUAUUGGCAACAAAAAGAUUAGGUGAUAGAGCUCCAGAAGUAAUUAAAAUAAAGGAAGAAUGCGUCGCAUCAGCUCAAGGCAUAACCGAUGAAUGUGAUUUUGCCAGAAAAAUUGAAACCUGCUUUUUACAAAAUGUUCCACAUCCUAAAGCUUAAACUGAAAUAAAAUACAUGUGUUUUUUUUUAAUAUUUUAACGAAAAAUAACGAAUCAU
This is a messenger RNA of Leptopilina boulardi, 476 nucleotides long. RefSeq names its product general odorant-binding protein 56h-like. NCBI's taxonomy places the organism in Eukaryota, Metazoa, Arthropoda, Insecta, Hymenoptera, Figitidae. The record is from RefSeq and is a predicted model, not a curated record. The transcript is spliced from 5 exons. Bases 21 to 419 code for a protein of 132 amino acids. Gene Ontology annotation, molecular function: odorant binding.